AUGUGUCGUUCUUUUGCACGACUCCCCCGUGGUCUACCUGUCCAGCAUGCCGGCGUCAGGUCUGGCCCCGGGGGUCGCCACCCCUCACUAGGGAUCUCCGAUCGAUCUCCCGUGGCGAACGUCAGAUCGCAUGCGCCGGUUUUGGGCCAUGUUCAUCAUGGAACGCGACCAAGUUUGCGCUUCCCCUCUCACAACCUUCCUCGCUUUGCGCAUUUCUCUACCACCUCCCUGAACGUCAUCGCACAAUCUCUCCCGCUAUAUCCCCAGAACCACCCGCGCAGCGCACAUCGACAAUUACAUACGGCAGUGACAAUGGCGUUGGACAUGGACGUGGACGACAUCGAUACAAAACCUGCUGACAUUCUCAAUGAGGAUGUCACAUUGCCCGAGGGCCGCGCAGAGGCCGCAUUGGAUCCAGAAUCCGACGAAGACGUCCCCGUUGAAGCUGAGGAGCUGCAGGAGGCUCUGGGACGUCCUCCGCCGGUGCACAGUGACUACCUCCCACUUCCCUGGAAGGGUCGCCUUGGCUAUGCCUGUCUUAACACAUACCUGCGAUACUCGACUCCUCCUGUUUUCUGUUCCCGCACAUGUCGCAUUGCUUCCAUCAUCGAGAAUCGUCACCCAUUACAAGACCCAGAACAGCCUGCGCAUGCGACUAAGAACCGUCCCGACCGUGAUCAACCAGCUGAUCCAGCGCGCGGACAAGCAUUCGUGGAAGCGCUGGGGUUGGCGAACUCGCGUGACCUUCUCAAGCUGAUUCGCUGGAAUGACAAAUAUGGCAUCAAGUUCAUGCGGCUCAGCAGUGAGAUGUUUCCAUUUGCCAGCCACAAAGAGUACGGUUACAAGUUGGCGCCGUUCGCAUCUGAGGUUUUGGAAGAGGCUGGACGAGUAGUCGCGGAGCUCGGCCACCGUGUAUCAACUCAUCCCGGUCAAUUCACCCAGCUUGGCUCUCCCAGAAGAGAGGUGAUAGAAAGCUCAUACAGAGACCUCGAAUACCACUCGGAGCUGCUGCAGCUGCUUAAAUUGCCUCCCCAACAAGACCGUGAUGCUGUUAUGAUUCUACACAUGGGCGGUGUCUUUGGUGACAAAGCUGCUACUUUGGACCGUUUCCGAGAGAACUAUGCCUCAUUGUCGCAGGAUGUCAAGAAUCGACUGGUACUCGAGAAUGACGAUGUUAGCUGGACCGUUCAUGAUUUACUGCCCAUCUGCGAAGAGCUGAACAUUCCUAUGGUACUCGAUUAUCAUCACCACAACAUUUUGUUCGAUCCAAAUGAGGUUCGUGAGGGUACGCAGGAUAUUAUACCCCUUUAUGACCGCAUUGCAGAGACCUGGUCUCGAAAGAACAUCACGCAGAAAAUGCACUAUUCCGAACCUACUGCCCCAGCAAUUACGCGUCGCCAGCGGCGCAAGCAUAGUGACCGGGUCGCCACUUUGCCGCCUUGCGUGCCUAGCAUGGACCUCAUGAUCGAGGCCAAGGACAAGGAGCAAGCGGUAUUUGAGUUGAUGAGAACAUUCAAACUGCCGGGCCAUAAUCUUUUCAACGACAUCAUCCCAUACAUGCGAACGGAUGAAAACAAGCCAUUCAAGCCCCCGCGCACGAAAAAGAAGAACGACGCCUUUGUUGACCUCGAAGGCACUGUCCCUCCACCUCGCACCAUACCCGACGAGGAGGUCGGCAUGGGUGGUCCUGAAGGGCGAGUCUAUUGGCCACGAGGCAUGGAAGAAUGGCUGCGCCCAGCGAAGAAAGUCGUGAAACCCAAGGCCAGCCCCAAAAAGGUCAAAAAGGAACCUGAUACCAAUGGGACCCUGGAGACACCAGUGAAGAAGCCUACUCGUGCUCCUCGGCGUACUCCAUCUUCAGUCAAGAAGCGGAAGGCCGAAAAGAUCGAGUCUACCCCGGAGUUGGACGAGCUGAGCGACCUAUCCGCAGAGCUGGAAGAUGUUGCUGCGAAGGCGUCCGGCUCGCGGAGAAGUAAGCGUGCGAAGAAGGUGAAUUACACCGAAGAUGAUGCAUAG
This is a messenger RNA of Penicillium atrosanguineum, 2016 nucleotides long. RefSeq names its product UV-endonuclease UVE-1. Gene Ontology annotation, cellular component: mitochondrion; nucleus. Gene Ontology annotation, biological process: nucleotide-excision repair; response to UV; mitochondrial DNA repair. Lineage: Eukaryota; Fungi; Ascomycota; Eurotiomycetes; Eurotiales; Aspergillaceae. Gene Ontology annotation, molecular function: endonuclease activity. The coding region runs from base 1 to 2016 and encodes 671 amino acids. The record is from RefSeq and is a predicted model, not a curated record. The transcript has 2 exons.